Molecule: messenger RNA, 8441 nt
Organism: Calidris pugnax (ruff)
Lineage: Eukaryota; Metazoa; Chordata; Aves; Charadriiformes; Scolopacidae
Gene: LRATD1
Product: family with sequence similarity 84 member A
Source: RefSeq, a predicted model, not a curated record
AUGACAAAUUACUAUCUCCUGGUGCAAGGAGAGAUUAUGACCCUGGUUAAUGAGGCUGAAGCUGAUCAAGGGGAGUGUGAACACAGUGACACUGCACUGCCAGUGCCCUGGUCUGAGAGCAGCCAAGCUUCACUCACUGCCUUGCUGAAUAAGCCUCCAGUAGCUCCCAGAAGUACAUCAUCUAAAGGGGAAGGGUCCUCACCGGGAGUUUGUCCCUUGCACGGAGAAGGGGAGGGAAGGAGUGGGGGAGGGAUGGGGGCUUAGGGCGGAAUCGCUGAAGUCUUUUGUAUGUGCCUUGAUUUUUUAUUAUUUUUUUCCCCUUUCUUUCCUCCCCUCUGUUUGCACUCUCCUCCCUUCUCUUGUUCUCUCUGUCCCUGCCCACCCCACCCUCCCUUCAGAUCCGGCGAUUCCUGCCCUCGCCUCGCCCUGUCAUUGAUGGGAAAUCAACUGGAUCGCAUCACCCACCUGAAUUACAGCGAGCUGCCGACCGGGGACCCCUCGGGGAUCGAGAAAGACGAGCUGCGCGUCGGGGUGGCUUACUUCUUUUCGGAUGAGGAGGAGGACCUGGACGAGCGAGGCCAGCCAGACAAGUACAGCGUGAAGGGCUCCGGCAGCCCUGGCCAGGAGACGCCCACCCACCACCUCCACCACCAGCUGGUGCUGAACGAGACCCAGUUCUCCGCUUUCCGCGGCCAGGAAUGCAUCUUCUCCAAGGUCAGCAGCGGCCCCCAGGCCGGGGACCUCAGCGUCUACUCGGUGUCAGCCCUGCCUGCCCUCUGCAAGCCGGGGGACCUGCUGGAGCUGCUCUACCUGGGGCCGUCGGAGCACCCGCCGCCUCACUGGGCGGUCUACGUGGGCAGCGGGCAGAUCAUCCACCUCCACCAGGGGCAGAUCCGGCAGGACAGCUUGUACGAGGCGGCCGCGGGCAACGUGGGCCGGGUGGUGAAUAGCUGGUACCGCUUUCGCCCGCUGGUGGCCGAGCUGGUGGUGCAAAACGCCUGCGGGCACCUGGGCUUAAAAAGCGACGAGAUCUGCUGGACUAACUCCGAGAGCUUCGCCGCCUGGUGCCGCUUCGGGAAAAGGGAGUUCAAAGCCGGGGGGGAGCUGCAGGCUGCUGCCGGCACCCAGCACCAGCAGCAGUACUAUCUCAAGAUCCACUUGGCGGAGAACAAGGUGCACACGGUGAGGUUCCACAGCCUGGAGGAUCUAAUACGCGAGAAGCGCAGGAUCGAUGCCAGCGGCAAACUGAGGGUGAUCAAAGACCUGGCGAUAGUGGAUGAGAAAGAAUAGGGAGUAGCAGAGGCACACGGCUAUCUUCCUUCUGCCCUGCCCGGGGAGCCCAGCCUGCCACAGAGACAGGAGGCUGCACCCUCUUUCCGUGGGACACGGCUGGAAGCGGGAUCCAUGGCAACAUUCCAAAAAACCAGCAUUCUCGACGCCCAUAGCCAGUGUUUUGUUUGGCUUUUAAUAGCAUUAAUGCUGAAAGAGCAAGAGAGGAAGAAAAGAGGGGGGGAGGUGCAGGAAGGCUGUUCUCAGAGUACGUGGACAAAGUCUCUCCUGUCGAUCGAUGUUGACCAUUCUAGCAACAUGCCAAUAAAAUUUCAAAUUGAAAUUAUUUUUUUAAUUUUUAUUUCAUGGCUUUAAUCCAUGAUAAGUUUGAACAUCUGGGGCCAUGGAUGUGGAUCUAGCUAAACGAGUUUCUAGCUAAUAUUUGCCUUGCAGCCAACCAAAAGCGUCAAUCAUACUUCAUUUAGCUGGGAGGGGAAAGGAGGGUUGAGGGGGAGAGGAUGGGGUAAAUGCCUGUUUGUUUUGUUUCUCAACACUGUUGCUUCAGCCUGUAGCUGCAACCUAAAUUUUCUCCCAGCCAACUUUGGCAAGAUAUUAACAGGGGAAAAUGCUUUCACAUUUCUGGUAGAAAUCUAUUACAUUUAAAAUAUUUGUUGUCUUUUGCUUUUUGUUUGCAGCUCUCUGCUAAAUGUCAUUAUAAUGCAUAAGCUCUUUCCACGUCUUCCCUUUCCCCAGCCUCCCUGCCUUUUUUUUUUUCCUUUGGAAAAAAAGUUCGUGAGCAGCUGUUUUCCUGAAACUAAAUUCAUUGGUUAUAGCAGGUGGUGUAUUUUGGAGAACAGUAUACUCAGUGUUGCUCCUCAGAGAUCCAGCCUCUAGGAUCUCAUGCUUGAGCUGUGGAUUUGUAUUGCUGUAGUGAUUCUCACUGCACCACUGCUUCAGUACCUCUUCAUGCACAGGUCAACAGAAUCCUGCAAGAAACAAAUAGGUUAGAAUUCUGCAUGUUGCCUCUUUGAAACAACAAUUUAUUGCAUAUUUACAAUUCCACUUAAAAAAAAAAUAAAUGUAAUAUGGCCAAGUUCAUCUUGCAUUUCAAAUUCCAAGCCACCAAAAAUCCCGUUCAGUCUAAGUUUAGAAAUCCACAGCUGCUUGAAAAGAUGCCUUUUAAUGUGAUGUGAGCAAUGCCGUGUUUGUAUUUCAGAUCCUAUCCACUCAUUGCUUAAUUCUAAGUUUUGAAGUGAAAGAUCAGAGUAUUAAAUAUAUAUUUUAAAAAUCUAAACAAAUUAACUAUACUGGGGUAUUUCUACAGCUGUCUAUUUAUUUUUAAUUAUUAUUCUGAGCUGCAUACAACUUGUUAAUAAGCAAAUUGUCUCUGCAUGUUUCAGUACUGGAAAGAAAAUGCAUUUGUUUUUGUCCCCUCUUUCCACAUCAAUGGCAGAACAAAAGUAAUACCCCUCUUCUGUAUAUAUAAUACACUCCACCCCUAUCAAUGUACUGUGUCCUGGCUCCUUUUUGUAUUAAACAAUAUCAUAAGCAACCUUGUUGCAACAGUAAUUUCAUUUCUACAAAGUGUUUGCACCCCAUAUCUGAAGCUGUGAGGGUGGAGUGUACUUCAUUAUAACAAAAGUGUUAACAUAAAUAUCUUUAUUUAAAAAAAAAGCCCAAACAAAAAAAAAGCCCAAAACCAAAACAACCUCCCCCCAAAUCUGCACCCCUUCAGUGAAAGUCAUCUAACAGGCUUUGUGUUUGCUGAUGUACUUGGCAAAGUUAUGUUGUAAUAGGCAGUGUUACUUUUAUCCUUUUCCCUAAAGUACCUUGGUUAGUACAAUAUAGGAUAAACAUUUGAAAAAUGUGAAUUAUCAUUCCUGUCAAACUACUACUGAAAUAGCCUCAAAUCACAACAUACCUUUUAAUGAAUGUGUAAUAUUCUAGCUCUAUAUUGGCAGUCUGAUAAUGUUAGCUUUUCCUGUAACAUGAGCGGAGUCUUCUACAUAGCAUUGCUGUAUCUUAAUAAGUACACCAUAUUAGAUCUCCCAAAUUGUCUGUUAGAACUGUAUCACUUGGUGGGAGCACUGUGGGAUUGCAGAAAGUACUAACUUUACACCCAAGACAGUUACAAAAACUUAAAUGGUAGGAGAAAGAAUGGUAGGCAAAAACUAAUUUGUUAUAAUUUCCCCUUGUAAAAAAAUAUACAUUAGAGAACUGAGGUAGGAAGAGGCAGGGAGAAUGAGAUGUAGAGGGAGUAAAUAAGUGUUUAUGAAAACAGAAAGAAUGGAGUCACAUUGUUAUUUUUGAUUUCUGGAAUGCCUUUUCUUCAAAUUGCCUUUAGAUGAAUAAUAUAGGAUCAGAGAGAUGAUCUUUGCAAGAACAGCAUUGCAUGUCCUCAACUAGUGAGAAUUUAAAACCUACUGGCUAUAAACUUUUCACCGUGCUUUCCAAAUACUGCAUUGCUCUAUCUGAUCAGCCAUUUUAACUUGGUGGGGAGGGGUUGGUAAUGAUUUACUAACGUGGGUCGUGAACACAACAGUCCUUGUUUUACCUAGCUGGAUGUCAACAGUAUUUUGUAGUAUAUAAAGGAAGUUACAGGAGCUAGUCUUUCCUUAUUUAUGCAAGCUCUGUCAGAAAUCUUUGGCAUUGCUCCAAAUUUGUACAGGUAAAGAGAACAACCAAAUUAAGGCCUUAGUCCUUUGCAUAGGGUGUGGAGAAAAUGUAUUGGAAAUAUUCACAGAUGGUAUUAACCUAGGAUAUAGUAAUGCUAUGACUGUGUUCAAGUAGCAGUCUCUUAACAACAAAGAUACCCACACAGAUCCUUUUUUCUUUUGCUAGAUUUUCAGUUCAGAGUUCCUGACAGCAAUCUGGCCCUGAUUCAUAGUCCACUGAAGUUAACAGAAAGGCUCUCACUGACUUCAGUGAGCCUUGGAUCAGGUUUUAUUGUUUAGGAGGCGGUUAAAAUUUGUGGACCUUGAGAAGAAGUGAGAUUUAAGAUGGCAUUUCAGAGACCAGAAGGUCCACCUUUCUGAGACUGGAGACAGUGGAAACAGGCAAUACUGUGAAAAUAAGGGAAGAAAACAGACUAGUUCUGAAAAAAACAGUGUUAAUCUGAGAUGGCAGAAGGGAAAUAAUGAAAAAGGCUGAGUGAAAAGUGGAUAUAAAAAGUUGUUUUGUGCCUUGAAAAAACAAACAGAAUGCCAGAGAGCCUUCAGCUGCGAGAAAGGCAAUGAGUGAAUGACUGACAGGUAAAAAAUGUAAUUGAUUAUACUCAUCUUUCAGGAUCAGUGACCUGCCUGAGUUAACAUUUCCAUUUCCAGGAGUAAAGAUAUUGACAAAUUAUAUUAUAUCUCUGGAAUCUGUUUACAUUCUUCAGCCUAGCUACCUAAGGUAAAUAUUUAUAUCUCAUUCAUUGGUCUUGAAGUAUUGACAUGUAAUAUGACUGCAAUGUUAAGAUACUUUGCCCAUCUUUCUUUUGUGUCACGUUUCAAGCUUCCUGUUAGAUAUUUGGGUAGCGGUUUUAUAGAAUCUCUUUUGCUUGGAUAUAAUUUUCUUUGUCUUUUCAAAAUGCAAUCUUUUGAAUUGCUUUGAGGCAAACAUUUUAUUAAAAAUUCGAUUCAUGUCCCCUUGAAAUAUAGAGAGAAAUGUUUUACUGUCGUGACCAAAAUGUUUACUGGUUAUUGGCUGUGCGUGUAGGUAGAGGACUGUAAAGAUGGGUAACAAAAUACAUUUUGUCAUUAUCAAAUUUUGUCUCCAUCUUUAGUUUCCAGAUUAUUUUGUUUUCAUUUGUUAGGAUUUUUUCCCCUCUCAAGUCAUUAUGGUUCUAUAAAAUGGAAAAAAACAAAACAAAACAAAAACAAAACACACAAAGCCAACCCCUCAUAGUGUAUUUUUAGGGCAAUAAGCUGUUGAUCCAUAUGUGGAUUUCAGAUUAAAAGCAGGGUCUAACAAGAUACAGCCUUCAGGGUGUGACAAGAAAUGGCCUUUAGUCUGUGCUAGAGUGUGCACAGUCUUAAUUAUCCUGCCUCAUUUCAUUUUAGUGUCUUUCAUAUCCAGGUAAGUGAUGUGCAAAAAUUUGUCAGAGUUUAUAGACCUGUUUAUGCGAUGUGUUGAACAUCUGUAACUCCAACCAACAUUGGCUGGAGUUGAGAGAAUGCUGGAUCUCACCCGAGACACACAUCUUGUGGGAUCGGGUCCCUCAGCCCACCUGGUUCCCAGCCCUCUGUUUGCAGCUACAGAGGAGGCUGAGAUAGCUGCUGCUCGUUUUAAGAUUUAGUUAUUUUCUAUGAAAGAUUUCUAGUAGGGUAGCUAACAGUGUUCUGUCCAUAAUUAUACUUGGCUGUGACUAAAAAGUUGUAUAUGUUGCUGCUUAUGCUGUGCAAACUGUGUUUUCUGCUUUACAACCCAGGAGAAAGAUGACAAUCCCCGUCCCAAAGAAUUAAUCCAGAAAUAUGUAAGGAGGUGUGAUGGGGCUACCACGCUGAGGGCAGUUUCGCCACAGAAUUAGGAUCUAAAGGAUGAUAAUAUAUGACUAGGGUGUGAUCAAGUGCUGCUGAUAGGUCAUGAGUGUCAGUGUUUCCGUAGCAAGUCUGAAAUUUAUUUGCUUACUUUAUUAUUAUGAAAUAUUUAACUUCUCUGUACUUUGAGUUCAAAUUUGACAUGUAAAACUGCCCUAGGCUCAUGGAUCCUCUGACACAAUGUUAGUUUAAUCUGUCACAUUUUUUUACAGUUUUAUUGUAAAGAAAAUUAAUGAAUACUAGGAUUAGAUACUUUACUGAACUGCUUAUAAAUCAAAAAGAGGAUAGUGUAGAUGUUAGGUUGGAAAAAGGCAAUGAACUAAGAAUCUUCUGUUAUUUGGCAUACCAGUGGAUUUACUCCAGAUUAUAUAGAUAUAAUCUAUACAGAUGUAAAUUACCAGUGCUGUAUUUUUUUAAAAGUGGUCGUGGCACUCUGCAAAUAUAUAGUAUUAUCUUGUCUAACUAAUACAAAUCCCCUGUGAAGUUCUAUUUUUUUUUGUAUAUUGAAAUGCCAGCAUGCCAUUGAAAUUAAAGGUUAUUUUAACCAUAUUUAUCUUUGAGAAAUAAACUGGAAUUUGUCUUAUGGGAUUUAUAGUUGAGCAGCUGUUAAGAUGCACUUCCAUUUCUUAAUUUUAAAUAUUUUGCAUGAAACACAAAUGUAUUCAGGUGGAUGUGUCUAUAGGAAACAGAGAAUUUCCAUUAGCAGAAGCCAUUCAGAUUAAGAUUAUGCUUUUUUAAGGUGAUAGUUUUUGUUGGGUUUUUUUCCCCAUAUUUUGGGGGCUUUGGGGCAUUUCUGAUUCUGCAGAUGUAUGUAAAACUGCUUGCCUCUUCAAGUGUUUGCAGGAUCAGGAUCUUUGACAUAAAAGAUGAUCAAUCCUGUUUGUGUGGCAUUUAUUUUGGGCUAAAAUCAAGGAGCAGAACUCUCCAGGAUCAAGAACUCAGCAUAAACCUCCUAUAGAAUUCAAUGGAAGGCUCAUGUGUGCGAUGCCUACCACAAGGGCCUUAAUUGCUUAUUCUUACUUGUACAUAUCGUCAUCAUCUAUGCAAAUUGGCAUUUUCCUAGGUAAAGUGGGUUAAUGCUUUUCAAACAUCCCUUUGACUUUCUCUUGUGUGGCUGUGUGGGUACAUGUGGUGGGCACAAAUAGAAAAUUGGAGUUUAGUUUGUGGUCUUGAGCUUCUGAUGUGCUGUAAAGCCAGUAUCUCCAACUAUUUUGACAGGAACUCAGGUGGAAUUUGUUACCAGUGUGGGUACAACAGAAAAGGAUGGGAGAGUUUGCAGUUAAACUUCAGGCUGUUCAAGGAAGAUGUUCAGAGAUAAGAAUAAAACUUGAUUCUUUCUUUCUCUUCUCCAAGGUGCAUGAGGGUGAGUAACCAUGCACCCCUCAUAGAGAAAACCAUUCACACUUUGGAGAACCAUGCUACUGCCUAGGCAAAAUAGGGUGAGUAAAAUAUGCAGUGUCUCAUCAGCCUCGAGUAGCAAAUAAUUUUUCACAGUUUAAAGACUAUUUGGAUACAGAGUGGCACUGCCAAUCUAUUUUGAAAAGUCAUAUUUUUUAAGCUUAUAAAGUAAGCAGCAUAAUGCUUAUAAGCGGAAGACCUCAAUAAUCUUUCUUGAUAAUUCCUGUACAGUAGAGGUAAGAGCUUGUUCCCAGUUUGUGUAAAUAAAAGAGUAACCCCUAUUCAAGAAAAUUACCAUGCAGUUGAAUUUGCGAAUAAAUGAAACAAUCAAGCCCCAGAUUUAGCUCUGACAUGAUGCUAUCACUGCUGCAGGUAAAUAAAUGACAAGUAUCUAACAGCGUGAGUAAAUACAAAGUGCUACACUGUGACAUUUCUUCACAGCAGAGUACUUUGUGCCACAGAAGGAAUAUUCCUCAUAUGUUAUUCAACAUGAGUAAACAUAUCACAAUCUGGUUUUAAAACAGAUCUCUUUUCCAUAUGUUCCUAUUGUUUCCAUAUGCCCUUUCAGUCAGCUGAAAGCAAUACAAAAACUGAGUCUGAAAAACAUACUAAUAGUUUGUAAAUAUUUAAGCAGAAAUUUAUAUGCCUAUUGAUAUAUAACUAAUGGAUAUACUUGUAUAUAAUAUACAUAUGCAUACCAUGUGUGUAUAUAUUAUGCAUACACACACACAAGAAGUCUUGGCUAUUUUGUUAGCAUUGGUAAUAAAUGCCAGUUAUUUCAGUAUGUAUAUUAUCUGUGCAACAGAUGGAUACCCAAGACUUCACUGACAGGAUUUUAACACUAUUCAAAUAUUUGUUCUUUAGGGUAUGCCAUGGUCUUCUGACAUCAAGAAAAGUGAGUUAAAUAUGUGGGGUUUGACAUAUUGCUACUUACUGGAGGAAAAAUAUCGAGGAGCACUACACUUUGCAAUAAUGAAGUACCCUUUUAGAAUGAACUAUGCUGCUACUGACUUGUGUAUUUAUAAAUAAAAGAAUGCUCCAGUGAAGUAUUCAUCCAUCUUUCUUUUUGGCAUAUUUUAAUGGAUAGUGCCACAAAGGUUGUUUGGUGGGGUUUUUUUUCAUAAUUUGAAUGUUUUUCCCCUCACUGUAAUAAUUUGGAAGCAUAACUCUGAAAUUAGCUGUGUUCUGUUGUUUGGACGCACUCAUCUAUUGCUGUAUAGUUGUUCUUAAGUAAAGAGGCAGCUGGCAUUGAUA